This is a messenger RNA of Procambarus clarkii (red swamp crayfish), 3224 nucleotides long. RefSeq names its product U-scoloptoxin(11)-Sm5a. The record is from RefSeq and is a predicted model, not a curated record. NCBI's taxonomy places the organism in Eukaryota, Metazoa, Arthropoda, Malacostraca, Decapoda, Cambaridae.
GGGGGCGGCGUCGCGCCUGCGUACCACCCGUGACGGGGCGGGGCCUUCUGGCCACAAGUUUAUAAGACACGAGCGCCUCAGGUGACCCGCAAACGGCCCUGGACCACGUCGCCACCGUCACACCACACUCAGGCUCUGGAGGUGACUCACUUAACAGAGAAAGGGAACGCGAGAGAAACAGUGUUGUGUUGAGGUCAGGACGCUGCCAUCCCCAUCCCCCCCGCUACUCAUACGCGCACGCGCGCCCACACACGCACACAAGGAACAGUCAAAAUCCCCCGCGAGGUGAAGUCACCAGUCACCAUGGCUGCCGCUGCCACCACCACCACCGCCUGCUAACUGGACUCAGUUACCUCGCAGGCGUGACUGUGGCAGGGUGUUAGUGUUGUCCAGCUUCUGAGGUCAAGAUGGCCGUGAGUGUGAAGACCUUCCUGGCGCUGCUGGGGUUGGUGCCAGUGGCCCUCGCUACCCCUCUGGUGGCAGGCAACGUGGCCACCAACGAGCUCGUGGAGCCACCUCCAGUUCAGGAGGAAGUGGACCUGCCCUCUUGCCGCAGCGGGUCGGCGUGCGGGUACCUGCAGGUGAACGCGUACGGCGUGAGCACCCAACAAUUCUGCCGCUGCCCCAGGAGACUAGGCUCCUGUGGUAUACAGUGGGACCCCCAGGAUGGCCACUCCGUCACCAUGGGCUCAGACCAGUUCAAGUACUGCGGCUCGCCCCCUCCGCUGCACGUGUGUGGAAGGGACGAGAAGGCUUACACAGCCGCCUUCAUCUUCGACAAGUUGACGUUCAGCAUGGCAGGUCAGCAGCACCUCCUCCACUGCUUCUGCCCGCCGCCCCUCGCUCACGUCCGCGACGACGUCGUCGAGGAGGUGGUGGAGGGCGAGUUCCUUCUGGCCACACUCCACUCCUGCUCCAGGCUGCCUGUGUGUACAGAGGAGACGCCAUGCAAGGAGGUGAGCCUGGGUGGGGGCACAGCCCUUGUCAACCCCAAGUGUCGCUGUCCCCGCGAGUCUUCCUGCCCAACCCUCGGCACCACCGUCGCCCCACACUCCAACAACUACUCUCAGGGCUCCGCCUACUCCGUCUUCUGCCAUCGUCAGUUUUAAGUCACCAUACUCCAGUCAGCCUGCUGCCAACUCCACUACUAUCUUCCUCCUGCUCUGGGGCCCCCCUAUGACGACAGGACAUGUUUUUCAUAGUCGACGCUAUCAGACGUCCACCUACUGCGACUCUCUCCCUCUGGAUUAAGCAUUAGUCAGCGAUCGCCUUGAGAGUGAAACGCCCCUCUCUCUCACUCCUAAUUUUACACACACACACACACACAUGACACCCCUCAUCUUAAUUCUUCCUAACUCACUCUUGUGGCUAACGCCGCCAAAUGUCAUCGUAUAGUUAGCUCACAGUCAGAGAAAUAUCUUCUAAUCCCCUCAGUCCUGAGUCACUUGCACAGGAUAGACAGGAUGGUCGCCGGGGGGAGGAAGUUAUGGCCCUGCGGGACCCCGCUCCCUCUCAGCGCUCCACCAGAUAUAUUGUCCAAGUCACACUUGAUACACAAUCUUACAAGAAAAAUGUCAACAAUCAUUGAAAAACAUUGUCGCAAAACUCAUGAGUGUCUCUCUAUGAUCUCUAUGAUCACUACCGUUGCUAGGUCAACACAAGACCCCUCCCACAGUGUUGCCAGGUCAACACAAGACCCCUCCCACAGUGUUGACAGAUCAACAUUAGGCCUCUCCCGCAGUGUUGCCAGGCAAAGCCCACAGGCAAUGGGAUCCAAGGCGCGGAUUCUCUAGAGUAGCACCCGAAUCUUUUGUGGUGGCAUUCAAGCAAACCAACAAGGAAAGAUCCGAGUCAUUCUCACACGAGGCGAGGCGAGGCGCCCCAAACUUUCUUGUUAAUAAAACACAAGACGGAACAGUGUUACCAUAUACACCUGAAGGUUAAUAUAACAUCUUUCUUUCCCGUGUUAGCAUAUAAAACAGUAGAUUAACUGUACGUUUUGCUUAUAUUGUUGCCAGGUAUACACAUGAUCCCUUCACACUGUUACCAGGGAAAAUGCAGCACUCCUUGAUUCACAGUUAACAGAUAAACAGCUGAUUUUGGAGAUCUUUGUGUAUGGGGCCCCCCUCAAGGUGGACCUUCACCUCCUCUAUGUGGACCUCCACCUCUUCAAGGUGGACUUCAUCCUCCUCCUCCUCAAGGUGGACCUCAUGAUCCUCUCUACCUUAAGGAGCUCUGUACCUCCACACCAGAGCCCUCUACCAAGCUUCUGUUCAUUAAUAUUAUCAUCUUACGUUCAAUCUUCCGUUCCUUCCGCUUCCCCCCCCCCUCACCACCACACCCCUCCCCUACUUCCCCCCCACCCCUCCACUACCCCUACCACACUCCUCCACAACCCCCCCUCCCUACUCUCUCUUCCCCAACCAUUCUACAGUCCUGUUUGUUCUGGAUUUGUGCAUGUUGUUUUUGUUCCAUUCGAGAGGCUGGAUUGUCAUAUUUGUCUUAUUCUUGUACUUUUCUGUGGCGUCUACUGCCCCGGACGCUCAGGAUGGGGGGGGGGGAACCAUGUUCGAACAGCCCUCCAAGACUGUUCGAACAUGGUAUUAAUAAUAACAUGGUAUUAAUAACAUGGUUAGCUGCAACUAACUUUGACACGUUUUGGGAAUUUAGUUUUUUUUAAACUCAUGAUUCUUGAAUUGUUGAUUCUAUAAAGAACAUUUGUGAUGGAGAAAACUAAACAUUCUUGAAGACCAAAAACCAGGACCUUAAACAAAACAUGGAAACUAGAGAAUAUUAGGAAAGUAACCAGUUUAACCCCUUUGAUUGAUUUUCAGAAUUUCACAGCUCAUUAAAAAUUCGCAACCAACAUGAAAUUCUUAAAAAAAAUAUAUAAUUAACAAAUAAAAUUUGUAGAGUCAAGAAUUUGUACAAGUUUAUGAAUUCGGCGAAACAAAUUCAAUCUCACUACCUUAUACAACGUAAGACAAAUGAGAAAAUAUUUUGAAAUUCUGAAAUUUCCAAAAGUGUUAUCAAAGGGAGUUUUAAAAGUUGGCGUCGUGAAGAACUGUGAAGAUGAGAGUCUUGUAGACGCCGGUACGACAGUCCAAGGACUCGGGUGUCGGUCUAAGCUGGUGACCGACAUUUUAAUAAUACUGAAUGAGCAAUACUGAGUAUGGAACAGUUGCUUUUUAUCUGUUUAAAAGAGAAUAAAAACGAUAAAUUAC